UACUUUUUCAAAGUAACUAUACCAUCACUGCUCUAGGCUGUGUCAUAUAUGCUUAUCAGUUUAACCCUCUAUUGUUUCCUGGGCUUGUAGAGCUGAUGUCAUGUAGGAUUUUCUGGUAUGAGAGAGGCAGUCAGACAGCUUGUCUUUCUUAAAGCUUUUCUGAAUUCGUUUUUUUUCCGUUAUGAUCAACAGGAAGCCAGGUAUGCGCCGGUCGCUGUCGACGUCCAGCAGGGAUGAAAUUAUUCGCUGGUUUAAAGAGGAGCAGACCCUCAGAGUUUGUUUACAGCAAGGCGAGAGUCGAGUUGCCCCCUGGUUUCAUGGUAUUAUUACUCGUGAGGAGGCGGAGGAUUUGCUGAAGUCAGGCAGCGCUGGAAGCUUCCUGGCCCAGUUCCAAAAGACACAACAUCCUCAGUGUCCUGGAGCUCCAGCUGAAGCACUGGCCACUCCACCUUCUCCAUCCCCACCCAAAAGAGGUACUUCUAAGGCAGCUAGUUGAAGGCGUGAUUGAGGUCCAUGCCAGAGGGGUUCUGCACUGUGACCUCAAGCCAUAGAACAUCCUGGUUCAGAUGUACAGUUAGGAACCACGCCUUCAUCUUCUGUUCUUCUGGACCUUCCUCAUGAGUGGUUUACCCAUGAGGCCAAAUCCUCCACAGUGUUGCAGAUAGGAAUCAUCCUGCUGUGUGUGAGAGGUGACCCUUCAACACCAGCACGGAGAUCACCUCAAAGAAGUCUCAGAUCAUCUCUCCACCAUCUGCUCUAUGACCCCUGGCUAAGUAUACACCACGACACAGCCACCACAUCAGGCACACCUCAGUCAAGUACCAUAUAAAACAAUAAUAAUAAUAAUUUUAAAAAAUCUAUAUUUUCAAUCUCUAGUUUAGAGAGUUCUCUAGUAGAGCUGGGCGAUUAAUCGAUUUUAUCGAUAAAUUCGAAUUUAUAGUUAAGGACAAUGUGUUUUUAUGAAAAUCGAUUUUCUCUGAGUUUUCUUUUUCACCACAGACGCUCCUCUGUGGGCACAGAGUGAGCUUAGCUAGCUCCCUCCAUACCUCCCUCCCUCCCGCGCGCACACCCCCCGCCCCUCCCUCACUCCCUCCCUCCCUCCCUCCCUUGCACGCACAAACACACACACACACACACAUACACAAAACACAUGAAGGCGGAGCUUAAGAGCUACUAGCUCCGUGAUCUGGAGUUGGUUCGGUUUUGCGGCGUCGGACGUAGACCAAACAGGUCCUCGCUGUAAGGUGAACCAAUUUAUCACUAUACCUUAAACAGAAGCAUGUAGCGGAGUGGGAGAAGUGCUACUACCAUAGGAAUGAACGCAGCAGCAGCACCAGUUCACCAUUCAACGUUAAACAAGGAACUGUCCCUGGCACAUCUUCCAACCGUGUACCAGGUUUUGUAUGCACUACAAGUUAAGAUGUUUUGCAUAUUCAUGAGAAAAGAUCUCAUUUUAUAGAACACUGGCACUUAUUUAAAAGCUUUGUUUUGCAAUUCUAGCCCAAUAGGGAAAAGUAUUUACUUAAGAGCAUAUAAAUUGUACUUGUUUUCUAUUGUCUACUUUGUAAGUUUGAUCAAAAAAGGGCACCAUUUCAUUUAUUUCUAUUUGUUUUUAAGGGUGUGUUUAUUUAUUUUUUAAGUUUGAGGGUGCAUUGUGUCAGUACCUAAACUAUGUUGGAGAAAGCUUUCUAAAAGUCACUAGAUGUUCUCACUGUUUACAAUAGUUUUUUUUUGCUUGUUUCUGGUUGCACUUUAACCACAAAUGGAACAUUUUAAGUGAAAACAAAUUAAAUAAGAACUAGUUUUUAACCAUUUCUUUAUCAUCUUUAGUUUGAUUUUUAGUAGGGGGAAAAAUCGAUUUAAAUCGAAAAUUGGAUAAAAAAAAAAAAUCUAAGAUUUUUUUUUUUUUCGGCCAUAUCGCCCAGCUCUAUACUCUAGUUUAGAGGGUUUUUUUAUAAAACACACCUAAGGAAAAUGGCAGGUAUUAAUAAAGCUAUUGAUUCCAUACUUUUAAAAAGGUAAUGAUUUUCUUUAACUAUAUAAAUGUUUUAAUUGUUUUGUGUAUUGUAUGCUUUUAAUUGCUUCCUGUUUUGUAUUUGUGUUCAUGUACUUAAGGCUUUAAUCCUUUUAUCUUGAUAUUGUUUAUCUUUUGAUGUUUAUUAAUUACUUAACUGUAUUUAUCUUUAUGUAGUAUACUGUUAGUGUUUUAAUCCAUACACUUUUUGUAUAUAUUUCUUUUAUUGCUUAGUUACUUGCUUUAUUAAUGGUUAUUGUAUUGGUGUUUUAGUCUUAUUUUGGGCUUAUAUUCAUUAAAAACAUUUUAACGUUUGUCUUUUAGUGCUUUAAUCAAUUAAUAUUGUACUUACCUUUUACUAUUUUACUAUUAAUCUUUCUGUACUUAAUUCUGAUAUUUAUACAUUGUUUUUUAUUUAAUUUUCUUUCAGCUUUGUAUUACAUUGUUUAUUAAUUGUAUGUCUUUUAUACGGGAUUUUAUAUUUGCAUUGUAUAUAUUUUUGUUUCAUUUAAUGUUUAUGCUCUUUGUCUUUUUCAGAUUUUUACAUUUUUCAAUUUGUGUAUUGACCCAAGGAGUAUGGGUUCCUCUCAAGGUUUCUAUCUCUCUUUCUGAGAGAAUUUUCUUUGCCGCUGUCUCCUUUGUGCUUACUCAAAAGAGGUUUGGACACUUUUUUUUUUUUUUUUUUUUUUUUUUUAACUGUUCUUAAUUUUGUUUGUUUCUUAACUUUGUCAAUAAAUGUUUUUUUAUUGCUAUCA
Messenger RNA from Astyanax mexicanus (Mexican tetra), 2769 nucleotides. Its product is annotated as SH2 domain-containing protein 4A-like. The coding region runs from base 182 to 496 and encodes 104 amino acids. Lineage: Eukaryota; Metazoa; Chordata; Actinopteri; Characiformes; Acestrorhamphidae. The transcript has 5 exons. The record is from RefSeq and is a predicted model, not a curated record. Gene Ontology annotation, cellular component: cytoplasm.